Helobdella robusta is the source of this 417-nucleotide messenger RNA. RefSeq lists its product as hypothetical. The record is from RefSeq and is a predicted model, not a curated record. NCBI's taxonomy places the organism in Eukaryota, Metazoa, Annelida, Clitellata, Rhynchobdellida, Glossiphoniidae. Bases 1 to 417 code for a protein of 138 amino acids. The transcript has 2 exons.
AUGUUUGGAAUUGACAAAUGGUUCGGCAUUCGUUCUCUUUCAGGUUGUCAGCAAUACAAUCUAGUUAAAGGUAUGCAAGGCUUUUAUUACGAAGCUCUUGUCAAAAAAUUUUGUAAAAUAACUUUCUUUAAAUGCGAUAAUUACAUUAAGUCGGUUUACGGAGAAAACUUGCUCUUAAUGAUUCAUAACCACACGGAUUUAUUCUGCAUUGCAUUGGCGGAGAACAGGCAGUACGCACUUACUUUGAUCACAUGUUCAAAAAUUAUAUUUGCGGGAUAUGCUGGGGACAAUUUAUGGAAAACAACUUGCAGUGUAGUUUGUUGCUUCCAACUGCCAACAUGGAAAAAAGAUCGUGCUCAGCUCUACAACGUCACGGUCGCCCUUCAAGAAAGGUGCCUCGAUAGCAUGCUCACCUGA